AGAAAACAUGUCCAUGUGUGUGUCGAAAAUGGCGUCGUCUCCUGAAAUGGCGUUGAUAUUAAUAACAUUAUCAAUUCUUUCAAAUGAUUUAACAAACGCAGUUACUAGCCCAGGAACAGUAUCAACACAAGGAGCUGCAACAAGUGAUAUAACAAAUUUAAAACCCAACUCCGAGCCUGCGGUCACAACACUAUAUGGCAACUCAACCGAGGCAACCGCAGCGACUUCGGGAUCAUUAAAAACAAUAGCCGAUCAAACGGAUGCAACUAAUGUGACUGAAAUGAUAACGGAGUUUGUGACGGAAUAUUAUACCAUUAAUAUCACUGAGGUCGCAACUGAGGAGAGCAGCAUAAACACCACCGAGACAUAUACAGAAUUCAUCACUGAAAUUCAAACGGUUACCGAAGUCGCCACUGAAUUGAGUACCAACGACACAACAGAGGAGAGCACUAUGAACAUCACCGAGACAUACACAGAAUUUAUCACUGAAAUUCAAACGGUUACCGAAGUCGCCACUGAAUUGAGUACCAACGACACAACAGAGGAGAGCACUAUGAACAUCACCGAGACAUACACAGAAUUUAUCACUGAACUUCAAACGGUUACCGAAGUCGCAACUGAAUUAAGUACCAUCGACACAACAGAGAUUGUCAGUGAAAUUGUGACAAUGUAUUCCACUGAUAUUAUAACGGAUGAUACAACAGAGGUCCCCACAACAAGCUUGCCCACUGGAACGGAUUAUGUUACUGAGGUAACUUCAGAGACAGAUUUUAUGCCUUCGGACACAUUUAUGACGACAGUUGAUGAAUCUUCUAACCUGACCACUACGAGAAUCUCCAACGUGACUGUUAACCAAACUUUUGAGACAACCGAAGCAACCGCGACAGAACUCACUUCCGUAUCUGAAGCGACACCAGAUAACACAACCUCGCUUUCGACCGCCAACUCCACCGGCGCCACUGCUUCUCCAGCAUCUACCAAUUCAAUAUCUACAGGAGUCACUACGCCACUAGAAGGAUCAACCUCGGCCCUGAUGACUACUUCUGAAGCAACCAUCACGACAGAUCUCACUACUGUAUCUGAAACGACACGAGAUAAAACAACCUCGCUUUCCACCGUCCACUCCACCGGCACUACUGAUUCACCAGCAUCGACCAAUCCAAUAUCUACAGGGGUCACCACGCCGGUAGAAGGAUCAACCUCGGCCCUGAUGACUACUUCUGAAGCAAUCAUCACGACAGAUCUCACUACCGUAUCUGAAACGACACCAGAUAAAACAACCUCGCUUUCCACCGUCCACUCCACCGGCACUACUGAUUCACCAGCAUCGACCAAUCCAAUAUCUACAGGAGUCACCACGCCGGUAGAAGGAUCAACCUCGGCCCUGACGACUACUUCUGAAGCAAUCAUCACGACAGAUCUCACUACCGUAUCUGAAACGAUACCAGAUAAAACAACCUCGCUUUCCACCGUCCACUCCACCGGCACUACUGAUUCACCAGCAUCGACCAAUCCAAUAUCUACAGGGGUCACCACGCCGGUAGAAGGAUCAACCUCGGCCCUGAUGACUACUUCUGAAGCAAUCAUCACGACAGAUCUCACUACCGUAUCUGAAACGACACCAGAUAAAACAACCUCGCUUUCCACCGUCCACUCCACCGGCACUACUGCUUCACUAGCACCGACCAAUCCAAUAUCUACCGGGGUCACCACGCCGGUAGAAUCAACCUCGGCCCUAAUGACCAGGAUGACUACUUCUGAAGGAAGAACGACCGAAUCAUUCUCAGCAGGUGUGACCACUGUCUCUGCAUCUACGUCUGUAGAAAGAACAACAACAGCUACAACCACGGUUCCGACUACGGCAACUACCGAUUUAACGACAACAGAAUCAUUUACCACAGAAGUAUUGUCUACCACACCUGCAUCCACGUCAAUAAAAGUUACAACUACGUCUCAGACAACUGCCCCAAUCGCCCCAACAACGAUAACUGCUUAUCCGACAUCAAUCCCGCCAAAAAGAACGACCUUCCAGCCGACCACCACUACCACGACUACCACUGAUUCAGCAACGACUGCAAGGUUUUCGACAAGGGUUACAACUGCCUCUGCAUCCACGCCAAGAAAGGAAGCAACGUCGAGGUCAACGAUGCGUUCAACAACACCCAUGGUCGAAACCACCACGGAGAUUCGAAUGACGACUAAGAGGACGGUUGAUGAUGAACUAAAAGAACUCGAGGAGACUCCUGUAACGGAGGAGAAUGUCGAGGAAGUCUCGCAGGAGCUGGCUGAACUCACUGAAGAUGCAGAGGAAAUGACGUCAGAUGGAGUGGAGACCACAGCUGAAAUCCUAGGAAACAUCACAGCACUGAACUCAUCAGAACCCGAGGUAACUACUGCUGUUGUAGAAACAGUCAACAAUCUUAUGGAUGUCGAUGAGGCUCAGCUAGAAGAAGCAGCCAAUGAAGGAGCUACAAACAUGGCCGUGCAGUCCCUUGAAGCACAGCUUCAAUUUGUUAAUGUGUCAGCAUCAAAUGGAACAUAUAAAGACGUCCAGCCAAAUCUUGGAGUACAGGUUAGUGAAUAUCCACCGGAAGAACUUACGGAAGGCCUGACCUUUACCUACGCUACUAAUGACCCGGAAGGGGUACUUCUGCCCGAACAUAUGACUGUCUCUAAAGGUAACUCCACUGCGAAGACUGGGUCAGAACAGGUACAGGCUCAACUCUUCCUCCCUCCAUCUAUCGGAGAUGCGAUCCGGAACAAGAACAACACUCGGGUGUCAUUCGUACUCUAUCGGACAACUUCGCUGUUUCCCUCUCGGUCGUUGCUUGCUUCUAAUAAGGGCAAGGCAUAUGACCGGACAUCGAAUACUCGUAUCAUCUCUGCGUCCAUUGAUGGGAUGACCAUCUCUAACCUGUCAGAACCAGUCGUGACGUCAUACCAGCCGAUCAUUGGCAUCAACGACACGCUCAGCGACGAUGAAAUCGUUGUCAAUAUCACCAACCCCGCGUGUGUCUUCUGGGACUUCGAAGCUGAUGACGGCUACGGAAACUGGUCAUCAGAAGGAUGUCAACUGGUAGGAACGGACAACGGUACCGAUGACGAGUUUCGAUGUCAGUGCAAUCAUCUUACGAACUUUGCCGUCCUCAUGGACAUCUACGGAGGAUCGACGCUGGAUGAGUAUUGGACAUUCAUCCUUGACGUCAUGAGCUAUGUUGGGUGCAGUCUCUCCAUCUUCCUUCUCUUGGUUACCCUGUCAACUUAUCUUUACGUAAAGAAACUGCGUACUCCUCAGCCGAGUCGAAUCCUUAUGUGCCUCUGUACAUCACUUCUCUUCCUCUACAUCUUCUUCAUCAUCCUUGCAUCACUUAAGAACGUUACCAUGGCAACAUGUGGUACCAUCGUGGGAUUUCUUCACUUCUCCCUCCUCUCUUCCAUUGCGUGGAUGGCCGUGGAAAGCUUUAACAUGUACAUCAUGGUCAUCAAAAUCUUUGACCGAGGGGCUAUUCAAAAUUUCAUGAAGAAGGCCGCUGUUUUUACGAUAGGCGCACCGGCUCUGAUCGUUAGCCUAACUGGAGGAAUCGCUCAACAAGGCUAUAUGAGAUAUGAAGAUGGGUUAUGUGGUUUCUUGACCGAGAUUCCAAUGAUAAGCGGAGUACUUGUUCCCAUCGGAGUAGUCAUCAUCUACGAUACCAUCAUCUUCAUCAUGGUUAUCCGGCGUCUAUCACGUAAGGUCCCUGGAAGACAGGUCACCAAACCUAUGUAUAAAGAGCGCCUCCGUCGUCUUCAGAACGCAACGGCUCUUAUCGUACUGAUGGGUUUGACAUGGGCAGUUGGAUUCCUCACAGCAAUAGAGGGUGCAUCUUUAGCCGUCCAGAUAAUCUUCAUCAUCUUAAACUCACUCCAGGGCUGCUUCCUGUUUAUCUUCUACUGUCUCCGCAAUCCUGCCGCGCGUUCCCUAUGGAGGAAGCUGUUCUGUCGCUGUCUGCCUCCCGUCGAGGAGUCUACAACUCGAGGAAGCAGCAAUGGAUCCCGGUCUCGUACACCCUCCACACCGGAUGAUAACGAACGGAAGAAAUGGUAUCAUGUAAAGGGUAAAGGAGGGUUUUAUGACCUCACAAAGGGAGGGAAGCGGGGAAAGACAUCAGAGGCAUCAUCGACAUAUGAGCUGGCAUCGGAAUCGAUGGUGACCUCCAACGAGCAGUUCUACCGAAAACAUGCUUCUCGCUCCGAUGUCACGGAUGACGUUUUUGAAGAGGGGAUCGAGAAUGGGGUCGAGACUGCUUACGAACACGACGAAGUCGACAAUCUUUGAAAACUGUGAAACUAUGAAUAUCCCGCGGCAAGAAUGUAACGUCAUGAUGAACCCCGCACACAGAGAUUAUUUAAAAAACACAUAAACUGUCUCUGAACUGCCGUUUUCCUCCAUUAUGUGAUUUUAUCAACACUUUUUUUGCCAUGUAUUACACGAUUGACAGUUUUAUGAACAGUAUUUUUCAUUAUUUUUUGGACAAAUUGUUAUCUUGUUAACUUUGAGUACCAUUUGCGUCUUUAAUGUCUUGUUAGAUAUCGCUUGUAUUAUAGUUCCCACAAUUUCAUAAUUUGUUUUCUAUAGUGUGCUUAUUCUGCAUUUACCGAUGUCAGUAUUUAUUCAAAUACGAAAUGUGAAAGCUGGGCUUUCUGAUGAUUUCUAUGGCAAAUUGCAUUUGGUUAUAGAAAUUGUUUGGAAUGUUGGAAUGAAAUAGAUUGGUCAUGAACGGAAUAUUAACGUAUUAGGCCUAUCACGCCCAUAAAGCCCCUAUUCUGAAACUGCGGCAGUGCGAGACACUUCCUGCAGCGCGCCGGUGAUUUUGAAGUGGAAAAAAAAAUAAACAUUCAAACUUAAUAGGAAAUACACUGAUAAUUGUACUCAUUAAGUCCAAUAGAAGUGCACUGUUAGACGCCCAUCUCAUCCAAUUAAUGAGAAUCACAAUCAGCGAUAUAUUCCAGUUUCCAGCGUAUUGGCUGCCCCUUGCCAUAUGCCACUCCUUGAGAAUAUUUAAGAAAGGGGGAAGAUAUACUUUGUGUAAUAAUUCUCGCCUACAUCACUGGUCUGAAGGGCGUAGGCUAGUUUGAGCAUGGGAAGGUGCACAUCCUGGAUAGAUGGAAAUAGUGUGGUAUGGGGUGCACAUCUUGUGGAGGUGGAACUAAAGUUUGGAAAAUCAGCCGUUGAAAGCAGAAGGGGUACAAAUUCCGUUUAUCUUGCCUAUGUCGGAACUCUUUUGCCUCAGCGGGAGGGUGCAUGCACGUGUACCCCAGCCUACGCCCUUGAUACAUACUUUGAUAUAUUACAUAGCUUAUGUAGAUUCGAAUCAGUGAUAGGUCAAUACGCCAUCACGUGAUCAUAGCUGCGAGGAUCGCAUUUGUUAUAUUCUAGGUUUGACCUCACCUCAGGGAAUUUACUUAUAUAAUAUUGACUGGCCUUGAGGGAGAUACCAAAUAUAUUUCCCAAACUAGUCUCAUAUUGCCCCGAGUCGGAGACGAGGGCAAUAUGGGUCUAGUGAGGGAAAUAUUUUUGGUAUCUCCCGAAAGUAACGCCAGUCAAUAUUAUUAUUAUUACCUGUUACAUCUUUCUGGUACAUUAAAUUAACAUGUUGAUAGAUUAUAUAACUAAAUUGUUGGACUUACCUUGGUCAAGCCUCUAGUGUCAAUUCUGCACUUUACCAUUAGACG
This is a messenger RNA of Lytechinus variegatus (green sea urchin), 5712 nucleotides long. Its product is annotated as mucin-5AC-like. The transcript is spliced from 10 exons. Gene Ontology annotation, molecular function: G protein-coupled receptor activity. The coding region runs from base 8 to 4315 and encodes 1435 amino acids. Lineage: Eukaryota; Metazoa; Echinodermata; Echinoidea; Temnopleuroida; Toxopneustidae. The record is from RefSeq and is a predicted model, not a curated record. Gene Ontology annotation, biological process: cell surface receptor signaling pathway; G protein-coupled receptor signaling pathway. Gene Ontology annotation, cellular component: membrane.